Amphimedon queenslandica is the source of this 1401-nucleotide messenger RNA. Its product is annotated as transcriptional adapter 3-like. Gene Ontology annotation, molecular function: transcription coactivator activity. Gene Ontology annotation, cellular component: SAGA complex. NCBI's taxonomy places the organism in Eukaryota, Metazoa, Porifera, Demospongiae, Haplosclerida, Niphatidae. The record is from RefSeq and is a predicted model, not a curated record. The coding region runs from base 37 to 1359 and encodes 440 amino acids. The transcript has 13 exons. Gene Ontology annotation, biological process: regulation of transcription by RNA polymerase II.
AACUUAGGUGCGCGUUAAUUAGAAAAUACUAUUAAAAUGGACCUCUCUCCUCAAGAAGUCAGUUACCAGGCCUGUCCACUUCAUUUUUAUGAUUUCAAGCACCUGGAUCACAUGAAACUAUGCCCCACCUACUCAUUAAUAUUCUCAAGUCAACACUCCAUUCCACUUGAUGAUCUUGAUAAAUUACAGGCGGAGCUCUCAAACCUCAAAGAAGCAGCUCAAAAUCGAGUACAAUUACUGACAUCAGAACUAACAGUAUUGAACGACUGGCACGUGAGGAGAAAGAGGAAGCACAGUGAUACAGAGAGUGGUAGCACAGCUCCUUUCUCAAGCACAGCUCCUAGCAACACUCGUGGUACAUCAAAAUCACAAUCAGGAGCUUCACAGAAAUCACCUUUAGAACAACUAUCAUCUUCAUCAACUAGUAAGAGAACUAAAGCCAGUCACAGAGGAGGAGGAGGUGGAGGAGGAGGAGGAGUAGAUGAGCAUAAGAAAGGGAAGGGUAAGAGUAGGGGAAGUGGUGAGACUGUUAUACCAGAAAAGGAUCAGAACCAAAUAACAAGUGCUUUAACAAAAUCUAAAACUGAGGGGGCUGAUAAAUUUUGGGCUUCACUGGAACCGUACUUUGCUGACAUAACGGAGAAUGAUUUGCAUAAUCUUCAAGCACAAGAUAAUAAUUUUGACAAGAGUUUAUUUGAGAUACCCAGUCAAGGGCAGCACUACAGUCAGCAGUGGCUGAUGGAGGAGCUGAAUGAAGAAGGAACAGAGACUGCUAGACUCCACUCUGGACUAACUAAAGACCUACAAGAUGAAACCAAUAUUUUAUUCAAUGAAGGAAUGACUGCUAAUAGAUCCAAUACAUGCACUAGCUAUGGACCACUCACCCAGAAACUAAUGGCAACGUUCAUUGAUUCUCCUCAUGGUUCUCAGUUAUUUUCUUCCGGUAAAGCGGACUCUUUCUCUUCAACAGUUAUUUCACCAGCUGCUCUUGAGAGGAGACUAAAAGAGGAACUGGUAACACUAGGACUACUGGACCCACCUGAAUCACAGAGGGACAGCUCUGAUGAUGAAGAUGAGGUUGUUAAAGAAUUAGUGAAAGCACAAACUGAGCUAAAAGCUGUUCAUGAAUACAAUCAGCAGCAGAAGAGGAUGCUUCAUUCAUUAGCUAAGUCUGAGAUAAGACGUCAGGAGAUUAGGAAGCAGCUCCAAGAAACUGACCAGGAGGUCAUGGAAUGGCUAAGAGUGUUCUCAAGUUAUAGGCAGAGGAAGAAGAAGGAGCCAAUCAAGCAGAAGGAAAGAGAGAGUGCUCAGAGGUGUCUUGAUAAAAGACAUAGACUAUCCCAACACUUGCUAGUUUGAUUUUAGUUUAUGUGAUAAUAAGUCAAUGUCAAGCAACUAUAA